CGACGCACAAAGCUAUUCCUCAGCACUUCAACCACGCAUCACUUCGACGAAUUAAUGCGAGAGAAUUACACAUGGCGAUGGAGCAGCGCCGACCACCAGAGUACAUCAUCGAGGUGUAUGCGGAUCCGUCCAGCUUGAAGGAUGUUAUGAGAGGCAUUCUGCACACGAUAUUCUUCCAUAGAUUCUUCCCUUCGAUACGACCUAAGACGAGAGAUGUACUAGAUCUCUGCUUACCAUUUGUAGAGGAGCCGGAGCUGGAGACUAUGAUCGAUCAACGAACAGCUGCGCUGGUCCGGCAGCUGGACACGAGUUCGGAUAUGGGGAUGCGGAGUACAGGAGUGAGGGGUCUUAUGGCAGUGCAGUUCUUCGAGAAGAAGAGGAGAAAGGCAUGGUUUACGAAGGGUGAAGAAGAGAUAUGCUGGGAGCAGUGGACAUUAAAUAUCACACUGGCCACUCCACGGACAGAAAGCGAACGAGCCAAGGUAAGGAAAGCAAUGGAGGCUAUGCUGCUCAAAGCAGCCAUGAGGAUUGUCACCACGGUAAACACUCAUAAGGACCAUAUCCCGCCAAUCACCACUAUCGAUUCCAACCCCUUCCCUUACCAGAUCAUAAUUAACCCCAAGGACAACGGCUGGGGAGCACGAAUGGGCAUUUUCUGAGUGGGGGAAUGUGAAUAAAAUAAACAAAAUCGAGGUUGUACAUACGAAAGAUGGCUCGGAGUUAGGAGUUUCAUAGAUGGUUUGGAGACAGAUACCCAAUGAAUUUGCAUGGAUU
This is a messenger RNA of Mollisia scopiformis, 774 nucleotides long. Its product is annotated as DUF1649-domain-containing protein. Gene Ontology annotation, cellular component: phagophore assembly site. The transcript is spliced from 3 exons. Bases 72 to 659 code for a protein of 195 amino acids. Lineage: Eukaryota; Fungi; Ascomycota; Leotiomycetes; Helotiales; Mollisiaceae. The record is from RefSeq and is a predicted model, not a curated record. Gene Ontology annotation, biological process: autophagosome assembly; autophagy.